Molecule: messenger RNA, 1178 nt
Organism: Aspergillus ruber CBS 135680
Lineage: Eukaryota; Fungi; Ascomycota; Eurotiomycetes; Eurotiales; Aspergillaceae
Product: DUF3632 domain-containing protein
Exons: 2
Coding region: 174-995 (273 amino acids)
Source: RefSeq, a predicted model, not a curated record
CGGCGCCAACGGUACAUAUAUACAAGCCACACGACUCCUCCCGAUUCUACAUAUUGAAUCCUUCGACAUUCAAGCUUGGUGUGAUUAUCGGGUUAUAGUAUUUGAUUUCUAUCAAUUCCGUCGAUUUCUCUUACCAUCUUUCCAUCCCUCUGGACCUAAACCAAACCAUCAUUAUGGCUGACGAAUACGAUGAAUACGCCGAAUACGACCCGGAUUUAAUACUAACUCCCGAAUUCCAACUCCUCCAAAACCUCGUCAAGAACCCUAAUGCCUCACCCGAGGAAGCGGUUCAACAAGUUGUGGAACUUACAAAAGCAGAAGCCUUAUCUGGUAAAUGGCCCAAAAAUACAAUUGGCGGAGAUUUCGCCUGGAACAUUAGCCACCUUGCUCUCGAUAUCGCAACAAAUACCAAGCCUGAGAACCAGCUUAAUCUCCUCAACUUCAUGAGGAAGCUUCAGAAGGUUGCAGUCAUGGAUCCAAGGACGGGAGAGCAGCUGAUCUAUGAUCAUGAGAAGCUGUGGACGGAACUUCCAUGUGUUGGUUACUAUUCUUCUGACUUGCAAGAUUUCUGGCAUUACACCCAACAUACGCCCGAGGAAAUAGAAAAGUGGGAGAAUAGGAGCAUCUUCUUUGCAAGGGCUACUGCUACAUCCGAGCCCUUUGAUGAUAAGUCUGACAGUUUCGACCCAUUGGACUUUUCUCUCCUUGCAUACUCUGAAUUGAAUGGAGCCUUUGAGUCUGAGGAUGUUUAUGAAACGGCUGUGCGGACAGUCUGCAUAUGGUAUAUACAUGCGGCUGAGAAGCUGCGGUAUAAUUGCAAGAUGGGGAGGGAUCAUACCGAUGAGAAUACCCCUGACAGGAAAUUUGAUAUGAACAAAUGGGAGUUUUGGAAACGGGAGUUGAUCGCUGCAAGUGGUGUUUAUAAGGAGGGUGGGACGCGGGUGUUGAUUAAAGAGGCGAUGGAGUGUAUCAAUCGUGUGGAUAGCUCAAAUUGAAUGUUCUAUUGUGAAGCAUCCGGUUGUAUUUACUGCAUUAAGCCAUUAACCACUACUCAGGGUGGUUGCAUUUACGCCCAAUGCUGAUCUUUCCUCAUCAUCUUAGAUGGGCGUAAAAGCCAUCCAGCACAACACAUCAUUCAUCAAUAUGUACAAUUCAAGCUUGACCAAGAAAAAUGGCGC